Molecule: messenger RNA, 3192 nt
Organism: Talaromyces rugulosus
Lineage: Eukaryota; Fungi; Ascomycota; Eurotiomycetes; Eurotiales; Trichocomaceae
Exons: 5
Coding region: 1-3192 (1063 amino acids)
Molecular function (GO): hydrolase activity, acting on carbon-nitrogen (but not peptide) bonds
Source: RefSeq, a predicted model, not a curated record
AUGAGUUCAUCAGGUACUACGUCAUGGGUUGACCGCGUCGUAUCCUCGACUACGUGGGACAAAAGAUAUCCACAUGAUGACUUGCAUUUUGCUCCCAAUCUAAAGCCCAAGCCGUCGAAGAUAUUGGGGACUCCAUCUAGCUCCCAGAUUCUGUUUCUAGAUGUCAGGAUCAUUGACUCCACCGGGCGUGAGCCCUACAGUGGAGACGUCUUGGUCCAGGGUGAGCGACUCGCCGCCGUGGGUAAGGUGCCUAACGUGGAAGAACUUCGCAAAGACGACCGGGUUCGAGUUAUUCAUGGCAAAGGACGCACCCUCAUGUCUGGUCUCGGAGACGCACACACUCAUCUGACGUGGAACAACAACGCGUUAGAGCUUCUGGGUGAUGUUGGUGUCGAAGAACACACUUUAAUCACUGCUAAGUCAGCGCUCAGUUAUAUUGAUGCGGGAUAUACCAUGUGCUACGGAGCUGCAUCGGCCAAGAACAGAUUAGACUGUGUGAUCCGCGAUGCGAUCAAUUCAGGUCAGCUCUCUGGCCCGAGACUCCUCGCCAACGCUAUGGAGAUUGCAAAGCGCGGUGCCGAAUUGGCAUCUGGUAUCACUGCAUUCGCCGAUGGACCACUAGAGAUGCGUGAAAUAGUUCGACAUCAUUCAAAACUAGGCGUGGAUCAAAUCAAAUUGAGCAUGUCCGGUGAGGCGAUAAUGGAAUCUCGGUCUGCUGAAGAAAGCUACUUUACCGAUGAAGAAACAGCUGCUUGCGUUGAUGAAGCACAUCGGCAUGGACUGCGCGUUUGCUCUCAUGCACGCGCUCGAGAAUCCAUUAUCCAAUGUGUGAAGCACGGCGUAGAUGUUAUUUACCACGCAUCAUACAUUGACGACGAAGGCAUGGAUUUGUUGGAAAAGGCGAAGCACAAGCACGUCGUGGCUCCGGCUCUCAACUGGCUUUACACUACUGUUCACGAGGCUGCACCAUUCGGAUAUACCUUUGAUCAAGCGGAAAAAGUAGGGUAUAAGAAAGAACUCGAGAUCGCCGUUCGAGCCCUGAGGGAGAUGCGCCUACGCGGUAUUACAAUCCUUCCUGGAGGUGAUUAUGGCUUUGCCUGGUGCCCACAUGGAACUUAUGCGCGAGAUCUUGAUCACUUUGUUAAGCUGCUGGGAUUCUCCCCGAUGGAGUCGAUUAUUGCAGCAACUGCAGGUGUUGCGAAGCUUUUCAUGCAGGAAGAUGAGCUCGGCAAGGUUCUACCAGGUUACUAUGCAGACUGCCUUCUCGUUGACGGCGAUCCACUUCAAGAUAUCACCAUUCUACAGGAUCAUUCUAAGCUCAACGUAAUUAUGAUAAAUGGUAGGCUCCACAAAAUAUCGGCAUCUGAAUCUGUACCUCCGUCAACAGGCACUGUGUUGUCUACACAAUCCCGAAAGGAAAAGGAGUAUUUCAACUAUAUUUCCUAUGCAGAUAGUGACGGAAGGUCACGGAUCGGCCAUCUCGAUCUUAAUGAUGACAAAGUUUAUCCAUUGACGAUGGCAUCGGGCUCUCCCCUUGCAAAUAUGUAUGAAGUGAUCGAGCUUGGCGAGGAAGGGACUGUUCGUGGCACAGGAGAUCCUGUUCCUCUCAGUUCUGUGAAGCUCUUGCCUCCUCUCGCAGAAAGAGACGUUUUUUGCAUCGGCGUGAAUUACCGCAAGCAUGCCAAAGAGUAUCAAGCCAGCGGAUACAGCAGAAACAACGAAGAAAUUAAUGCACCACUCCCAGUGAUCUUCUCCAAGCGAAGCACUAGUAUAAUCGCUGCCGAUGAAGACAUAUUCCCUCACCCCAACUUCACGCAGACCAUCGACUAUGAAGGGGAAUUAGCAGUGAUUAUUGGCAAAGCAGGCUUUGGGGUUCCUGCGGAAAAGGCGAUGGAGUAUGUUUGGGGAUACACUAUUAUCAAUGAUGUUACUGCUAGAGAAAAACAAAAGGAUCACCAGCAGUUCUUCGUUGGGAAAUCCCCUGACACUUUUUGCCCAAUGGGCCCGUUGGCAGUGCCGGCAGCUGCGUUACCCCCGACGCUCCAGAUUCAGACAUAUGUGAACGGUGAAAAACGCCAAGAAGGAAGCACCGCCGACCUCAUCGCAGGUAUCCCUCGGCUUAUCGAAGUCCUGUCCAGUGGAAUGACUCUACAGUCCGGCGAUGUUAUCGCGACGGGGACUCCAGACGGUGUGGGAAUCGGUUUCCGUCCACCUAAGUUUCUUCGAUCUGGAGACAUUGUCGAAGUGGCCAUUCCGGGUCUUGGAAAGCAAUCUAAUCGGAUUGCCCAGCCGUCUUCUGAAAACCUUCACUUUAACAAGGCUCUCAGCAAGAGCAUAAUACCCAUACAUAAUCUGGGUCGGACGUGGGGAGGUGCAUCUUUGAGACGUAUUGGUAAAGAGAAAUAUAUCAAUGUUCGCGAACUUGGUCCAAAGGACACCAAGAAAAAUACUCUUGUCUUCAUUCACGGUCUCGGCGCUAGUCUGCAGUACUAUGCACCUUUGAUCCAAGCUGCAGGGCUGGAAGAAAGCGGACAUCGUAUUAUACUCUACGAUCUGGAAGGACACGGCCUGUCUCCCACCCGCGCAUCGAAAACAGCUACUUUGCAAACAUAUGCCGAGGAUCUAGAGUCAUUGCUGUUGGAUACAGGCGUUGAUAAAGCUACGGUUGUUGGCUGGUCCCUCGGUGGACUUAUUGCCAUGCAUUUUGCCGAAACACGCCCUUCAUUGGUCUCAAAACUUGUGCUGCUAGGUCCAGGAGGAUCCCCAUUGCCUGCUCCAGCUGUGGACCUAUUCAUACAGCGUGCUGCUCGGGUGAGAGAAGCUGGCAUGGAAGCCUCUGGUGUGGCACAGCAAACAUCAAUGGCAGCCACUUCGCAGCUGACUCGGUCAUCGCGGCCCUUAGCUCUAUCUGGGGUUCGACAAUAUCUCAUUUCCACCCACCCAGAAGGUUAUGCAAAAGGGUGUAUUGCGCUCGCUAAAUCACGAGAUACAGUGAUUGCUGUCGAGACUCUGCAAAUGCCGACAUUGAUUAUAGCAGGGCGUGACGACCAAAUUUCGCCACUGCCGUUGGUCGAGAAAUACCGAGACCGUCUACCGAACGGAAGACUGGAGAUUCUAGAUGGCGUAGGACAUUGGCAUGUCCUUGAGGAUUUAGAGGCAACAUCCAGGGUGAUUAAAGAAUUUGUUAACUAA